Messenger RNA from Colletotrichum orchidophilum, 1863 nucleotides. RefSeq lists its product as uncharacterized. Gene Ontology annotation, molecular function: zinc ion binding; transcription cis-regulatory region binding; DNA-binding transcription factor activity, RNA polymerase II-specific. The transcript has a single exon. Gene Ontology annotation, cellular component: nucleus. Gene Ontology annotation, biological process: positive regulation of transcription by RNA polymerase II. Lineage: Eukaryota; Fungi; Ascomycota; Sordariomycetes; Glomerellales; Glomerellaceae. Bases 1 to 1863 code for a protein of 620 amino acids. The record is from RefSeq and is a predicted model, not a curated record.
AUGAGCACUUCUCCCUCCGAAGCCGAUCGGAGCUCACCCGGCAGCGCAAGCUCUGUCUCAGCCGACGGUCUUCACAUUAUUGCCGAGGAAUCACCAUCCAUUGACGCCGCCGGACUUGUCUGUACCACCGCUUCCGCCGCAGCGGAGCGCACGGGCGAGGGUCGGAGUGGACCGCGUUCGAGAAACGGAUGCUGGACGUGCCGCACCAAGAAGGUGAAGUGUGACGAGCAGCGACCAAACUGUCAUCGUUGCACACGUCUGCGGCUCCUUUGCGACUAUGCACCUCGCGUCAAGCUUACAAAAAGGGGCAAAACACGCAAAGGUCGGCUCCUCUCGUCUCAACCCGGCGCAUCGUCUUCCUCGUCGGCUGGAGGAAAUGGGACGUCGCCCAGCUUGCCGACGUGGGUGCAGACAGUCUCCCAAUUAGACCAGUCCAAGGCUCUAUCGUUGUUCAAUCCGUCGGCUCCGGCUAUGGGGGCUUGCUCCCUUGAUCUUUCAUCAGCUGAUCACGAGGCAAUCCGGUACUUUCGCACAUCCUUUGCAAAGCAAAAUCACACCAAGAACCCCGACUACUCGCUGUACUCCAUCAUGUUCGACAUCGCUCAGACUGAUCCUAUGGUCAUGCAUGUGGUACUUGCCCUUGGAGGUCGGGAGUUGGAGUUCCGUCGCAACAAGGAUGCAGAAGAGGCACGUGGCCCAAAGACGCCCAUUCAGCAUUACUCUUCAGCACUCAGAUUGAUGGCCGACACCAUUGGUGGUGAGGACAAUGGCCAACUGGAUCUUGAUGCAGUCUGUACAGGAUUGUAUCUCAUGCUUCUUUACGAACAAAAGUAUGGGGACGGCAAGUGUCAAGGCUUGUCCAAUCAUCUCGCCGGCGCAAGCUUGAUACUACAACAUCGCUUCAAGCAUUUACUACUCCAGUUGCCAAACCCCUCGCCGGAGACGAACCGGAAAAGUUUAGCCCUCACGAGACGAGGACAAGAUGCAAAUGGGUCUCGCCUGUCACUUUACUCAGCACGGUUGCUUGUUUGGAUCGCAGUGCAUGAUGCCGCCGCCGCAUCAUAUGGUCUCGGCGGUCAACUGAACUGCGCUCUACACAAAAUCAUGGCUGCCCUUGAUGGCCCCAUUAGUAGCGGGAUAUCCAGCCCAUUCCAGCCGCUUAAAGCCUUCGAGAGAUUGCACCGCUUCUCUAAUCCAUUGUACCGGAGCAUGUGGGCUGAUUCGUACCCCCAGGCAGAGCUUCUCGACGACGUCGAGAAUCGGAAUGUUUUCGCUCUUCUGGGUGCCUGUGGCCAACUACGCUUCAUGAUUGCACAACUCGCUAAUCUUUCACACGACGACGAUAGUUCGCAGCAACAGCGCAUUAUGGUUGUCGAUAUGACUAUCCAGCAGGUGGGCUGGAAAUUCACCGAACUCCUCGAGGUUGCCGCAGAGCUAUCGAUCAGUACGGACAACUCCCAUCGACUAGUGGCUAAUAUUCGCGGCAUUGUGCCCCACUAUCAUGCCGUUGUUCUCGAAUUUCUUCGUUUGACACGAUUUGACGCCACGCCAAUGCUUUCAGCCCGUCAACGCAACGCUCUGAGGGAAAUCAUGAGUUUGGCUUUCCAAGCUUUCAAGCAUGAGGGUGACGAGUCCAUGACACGCAUAGCAUGGCCGCUUUUCAUGGUUGCUUUGGAGACAGACGACCUACUGCAUCGCGAAUGGGUUGUCAGCCGAUUUCAGGCUAUGAGUCGAUUUAGCAAGAAUCUCGACCGGGCACAUAUCUUCCUCAAAGACAUUAUCAAGAUGCAGAACAGUCUUGUGAGACGGGUAGACGUCCGCGAACGCUUCCAAUCCGGUGAGGUGGGCCUCUUCGUUAUCUGA